AAGGUUGUGGCUCUGAGAUAAGGAACUGAAGAGUCUUUUUAUUGAGAGAGGUCCCACUCUUUUGAGCAGUUACUUUGGGAAGGUUGGUGGGAGAGAUUCUGGGAUAUAUCCAGUUAGGAAGCAAUAAGAGGAAAGCAGGCACAACUGGUUUGCCAGGUUCUCAAACCUUCUGUUGAGCUGAGAACCACAUGCUCUGUGGAAAAUGUCUACAGUGAAGAACCCUCAGACUUUUGAAGAGCAAACAGAAUGCAUCAUGAAUACUCUACUGGUAGACUUCUUGACCCCCAAAUUUCAGUGUUCUAAUAGGAACCUACCGGAUGCAGAUGAACCACAUUCAGGAGAGCCUUGCUCUUUUGAUGUGGCUAUUAUUGCUGGCCGCCUUAGAAUGCUGGGUGACGAGUUCAAUGGAGAGUUGGAAGCUUCUGCCAAUAAUGUCAUUUCGAAAAUCACUCAAGGACAGGGAGGAGCUGUAGUCAAGGACACAGUAGAGUCUCUCAGCAGUUUCUGGUGUGCUAAGGAUCCCACCUUAGCUUUCGAAAGAGCCUUUCUGGGAGCGACCGUGAAACUUCUUCAGUAUGUGGCUUGUAGGGCUCCUCGUCAAGUGGCAAGACAGGUGGCUAGCUGCAUGACAAGCAUGAUCAAUGGGAACACAGCCGUCCGAGAGUUCAUCCAGAACCAGGGCGGAUGGGAAAACCUGGAGAGCUGAAGAAGUGGGAUUGUCCCCAAACUGUACAUCACUUGCUCUGACAGAUGGGGGUGACUGAUUUUGACAAUUAAAACAUGCUUUCUUCAAUUUA
Meriones unguiculatus (Mongolian gerbil) is the source of this 797-nucleotide messenger RNA. RefSeq names its product BCL2 like 15 (gene Bcl2l15). The transcript is spliced from 4 exons. The coding region runs from base 203 to 706 and encodes 167 amino acids. Gene Ontology annotation, cellular component: nucleus; cytosol. Lineage: Eukaryota; Metazoa; Chordata; Mammalia; Rodentia; Muridae. The record is from RefSeq and is a predicted model, not a curated record. Gene Ontology annotation, biological process: regulation of apoptotic process.